AUGAGAGAAGUACGUGCGCUUGUACAUAAAAUUUUGCAUGUAGUUAGCAAAGAACAAUUGAAGUUGUUGAUUAGGCAUAAAUUCAAAAAUGUUUAACAGUGAUCAAUUAUGAUAGAAAAUAUUUUUGAAAAUCUUUUCAAAAUAUUUUUAAUAAGAAAUUAGAAUUUUUUUGGCAAGACGCGAUAUUGUUCCAGAGAAGAAGCCUAGAAGACGCAGGAUCAUUCAUCGACUAAGUCACUUGGUGCAAGCUGUAAAGACCGACUCCAUCUAUAGCACGGGCAUAAAAACUAACUGAUGCUAUCUAACAUGUCUCGCAAUAAAGACAAGUACGAAAACAAUAAACGAACUCACACUUUUAUGUCAAGAGAAGAGGCGAUUUCUGGCAAAUGUUCGCAGUUGUGUGGGAUUGAGAUAACCGGAGGAAUUAGAAACUUGAGUAUGGCUAUUUGGAAUCUGCAGCAUAUUACAGCCUUGUACCUGAAUGAUAACUGCCUGCAACGGCUUCCUGGUGAUAUCGGGAGAUUAGUAAAUUUAAGAACUUUAGAUGUAUCGAGUAACAAAUUAAGGAGCCUGCCAUCAGAACUAGGGGAACUAAUCCAGCUAAGGGAAGUAAUUUUAAAUAUCAUCACAUAUCACCAAGGUUGA
Molecule: messenger RNA, 645 nt
Organism: Ctenocephalides felis (cat flea)
Lineage: Eukaryota; Metazoa; Arthropoda; Insecta; Siphonaptera; Pulicidae
Product: CCR4-NOT transcription complex subunit 6-like
Exons: 3
Coding region: 295-645 (116 amino acids)
Molecular function (GO): protein binding
Source: RefSeq, a predicted model, not a curated record